CAUCCACCCCCCUUCCAUCGUAUCACUCUCGAAUCUCAUCUUUCGACUUCUCUCCUUUUUUUGAUGGUUCCAAUCUCUUACCAGACCACACCCCCCCUCCCCGCCAGAGUUCCAUGUCAACCCAAGUCAUCUCAUUCCUCUCCUCUUCCCCCUUCCCACCGCCAUGCGCCAAACCCUCCGUCGGUCGUGUGCCGCCUGUGCAAAAUCCAAACACAGCUGCGACCUCCGCACGCCGCGCUGCUCCCGCUGCGUCAAGCGGAGAGUCCUGUGCGUCUACGCCAACGAACCCCUGACGGCCGGGCCGGCGGCGGCUGCUGCUUCCGGGCCCUCGACGGCGCUGGGGGCCGGCACGUCCACGUCCACGUCCACGUCCGAGUCCGCGUCCCCGUCGCCGCCGUCUCCGUCGUCCCGGCGGUCGUCCGGGCCGCCCCUGGACGGAUCCGGCGCCCUGACCAACUACCGCUUCGCCUCUCUCGACCCCUUUGACUCUUACCCGCAGACCAGACUCCCCCGGGAACAGGUCCAGCGUCUGAUCCAUAGCUUUCUCCACAAGAUCGCCUUCGAGUACUACCCUCUGGACCUCAGCGCAACGUCGAACCCCUUCCUCGUCUCCUGGUGGCCGCUGGCCCUCGGCGACCCGGCCCUGUUCCACGUCUCCCUGCAGACGGCGUGCCUCGACGAGGAGCUGCUGGCCCAGAAGGGCUUCCAGUCCUCCGAGAUCCUCAUGGCCGACUCGGUGGCCUUGCUCAGGCGGAAAGUCCAAGACACGUCGCUCGCCAUACAGGACGGGACCAUGAACUCCGUCAUCACGUUGGCAGCGAUCGAGUUCGGCAAGGGAAACACUGCUGUCAGCGAUAUGCACGUCGACGGUGUCAAGAAGCUGGUCGACAUGAGAGGCGGCAUCAACGCGGUGAAGCAGACCAGCCCGUUGACUGCGAGGAUGGUGAGCUGGGUGUCGAUGAUCGUCACAGGCCGGCCUCAGUUCGACACGCAAGACGACACCGGCAUCGGCGACGGCGUACCCCCUCCGCCCGAGUGGCAGUCCGACCCGGCCGUCUCGCAUGAGGAGCUGACCGGGUUGGACAACCUCGAGACCGACUACGAAGUGAGAAACGUCCUGGCGCGUCUGCGCAGCAUCUCGCGGCGGACGAACCGAGGAGUGCCUCUGGCGCCGACUCGGCUCCACGACCUGGCCUGUUUCGUCAUCCAUCGACUGCUGCUGUCCACCCCGGACGAGAAAGGCUCUCCCCCCUGCCCACCGGGCCCGGAGUGCCUGCGAUACGCCAUCAUACUCUACAUGUUCCUCAUUCAGGGGCCGACGUACUACUCGCACGCCGUCAUCUUCAACACGAUCCUCGGGCGGUUCGUGGCCGACUUUGAGCGGCUCGCGUCGACGCCGCACGUGUACGACGAUCUGGGCGUCUGGCUCCUGACCAUAGGCAUGGCGGCGGCGAACGGCACGGGACACUACGAAUGUCUCACGGGGGUCGCCAGAGACGUUGCCGUCGCCAAGCAGUUGACGUGUUGGGGCGACGCCCUCGGCCAUGCCCGGGGCUUCCUCUGGCUGGAGACGCAUCACGGCGACAGCGUCUUCCGGCCUCACUGGGACGCGCUCUUGGGCGUGUCGGGACAGCCGCCCUUCGGAUAUCCUCUGUUACCUGUGGCGUAGACAGACGACAACGGCUGUUGGCAUGGUCUUGAGGUUGUGUUAUCGACUCAGGGUGUGUCCAAGACCACCGCGACCUGACUGGUCUGGGCACCAGUUGCGUUUUGUCGACGUUUGGUGUGAGUCCUGACCUUCACGUAUCGAAUGAGAGCAAGUCAUUUGGGGAAGCCGCGAGCCACUGUUGGGCGUAGGGAUAAGUAAAAUAAUGAUAACAACUAUUGGUUAGCUCCGAAGAGGGCCUACAUCAGCCGCAUGGUAGGUCAGCUUUGUGUGCUCUAGAGUGUGAUUACUGGUCAAGAGCUGACGAAGGCUCUUUAAGACAAACAGCUUCGUGAACUCCACGAACUGCCAGAACUCCUGGAACCCAGAUUUCGUCUACUCUAUCUACCAGACAUGUCAUGGUGAGGCCCCAUCAAAUCGAUCAAUAGUUACCAAGAACUCAGGGCCCGAAGGCAUGACACUGCUCCCUGCAGCCCUCAGAAGAAGACGGCAAACACUGCUUUUGGCCCCUUUCCCCCUUGCGUGCGCCAACCUGUCCCGACUUUGAAUGGCGAGCGACAGAAGCGGCCAACUUGCAUCUAGGAAGAGAUCAAGGUCGACGAAAAGAACUAUCAGGUUCACACUCGAAACUCCACGUGGACCCGCGAGACAUGCUCGACGCCUACUCUCGUGAAUCAACGAGGUCACCUCCCGGUCGUGGGAUGGUCGCUCAGACGCGGUUGUCCGGCGAAGGAUACUUGGACUGUCUACUCAAAGUUCACUCACCCAAUUCAUUGUUGAAGCCGAAAACGAGUGCCACCAGAGGGUUGGCAGACUGCUGCGGCGCCAAGUAAUGGCAAGUUCUUUUGACACGCCGGCAUCCCGGGCGAGUCAAUGAAUGGCAGGCGAGAGUCGCUCUCGGGCCCCCCGAAACAAUUUAUCAAAAGAUCUCAAGAAACAAGGCUUGCAAGAAACGGUGACUACCUUUGUUUGAAGAUGAAAACAAACAUGGGCCCGUUUGCGGUUUACUGUUUUGCUGUUCAAAUGGUCCCUAUACGGCCAAGUGGCGAUGGUUAUCUAAAAGAUGGGGGCUUGACAACGAAAGGGGCAAGGAUAAAAAGAAGAAAAUGCAUCAGACGAG
Colletotrichum destructivum is the source of this 2786-nucleotide messenger RNA. Its product is annotated as Putative zn(2)Cys(6) fungal-type DNA-binding domain, fungal transcription factor. Bases 164 to 1669 code for a protein of 501 amino acids. The transcript is spliced from 4 exons. Gene Ontology annotation, biological process: regulation of DNA-templated transcription. Lineage: Eukaryota; Fungi; Ascomycota; Sordariomycetes; Glomerellales; Glomerellaceae. The record is from RefSeq and is a predicted model, not a curated record. Gene Ontology annotation, molecular function: zinc ion binding; DNA-binding transcription factor activity, RNA polymerase II-specific.